Messenger RNA from Penicillium waksmanii, 4380 nucleotides. RefSeq names its product Mtc5p. The transcript has a single exon. Gene Ontology annotation, molecular function: protein binding. Lineage: Eukaryota; Fungi; Ascomycota; Eurotiomycetes; Eurotiales; Aspergillaceae. The record is from RefSeq and is a predicted model, not a curated record. Bases 1 to 4380 code for a protein of 1459 amino acids.
AUGUCGAGCUCUAUGGAGCCGCGGCCGCUCAUAUCGGCCUUUGAGAGUCCGACCUUCGAUGAGAACAGCUCCUUCCAUGUCGAACAACCUGUUGGGGCUAUGUCAAUCUCGCCCUGUGGGCGAGAUGUCGUGCUGGCUUCUAAGGAGGGCUUGCACGUCAUUGACCUCGAUUCGCCCUAUUCUCCACCCCGCUAUCUUCCCCAUCACACACCUUGGGAGGUCGCCGAUGUACAAUGGUCGCCAUUCGCAUCUCGUGACCAAUGGGUUGUGAGUACAUCCAACCAGAAAGCUCUGGUCUGGAACCUGGCGAUGAAGUCCUGGCAGAACUCAAUUGAACAUGUGCUGCAUGCCCAUUCGCGCGCCAUCACCGAUGUCAACUUCUCCGCUUUUCAUCCAGACCUUCUUGCGACCUGCUCUGUCGACAGCUUUAUACACUGCUGGGACUUGCGAACGCCUUCGCGUCCCGCUAUCUCGUUCUCGGAUUGGUUUACCGGUGCCACCCAAGUAAAGUGGAACCGACAGGAUCCCCAUGUCAUCGCCAGUUCUCAUGACCGAUUUCUCCGGAUCUGGGAUGACCGUAUGGGUGCUUAUCCGAUUCGAUCUAUCGAGGCGCAUGAUACCAAGAUUUAUGGAGUCGAUUGGAAUCGUGUUCGACGAGGCGCUUUGGCCACUUGUUCCCUCGACAGGACCGUCAAGUUCUGGGACUAUACCUCGGAUACAGACGUACCGGAGAAAAUGAUCAAAACCCCAUUCCCUGUGUGGAGGGCCAGAAAUACACCUUUCGGAUGGGGUGUCCUGGCAAUGCCCCAGAGAGGAAAUGGUGACCUCCAUCUAUACAGUCGUAGGGCUGGCGAUGGCGCCAAUCCUGAUGACGAUCUACCUUUGGUGCAUAGCUUCCCGGGACACAAAGGCCAAGUGAAAGAGUUUUUAUGGAGGCCACGCGGAGGUGUGACGGAUGGAAUCGAUAACCGCGAGUUUCAGCUGGUGACAUGGGGAACCGACCGUGAACUUCGUCUGCACCGAGUCGAUCCCGAAAUUCUGGAACGAGUUGGAUAUGAGAAAGGCAAAUCAUACAUAUCUACUCGAAACGUGACCCGACUGGGGGCCGUCUAUCGAAGCUUCAGAGAUGUCAACUCAGAUUUAGAUGUCGAGGACAUUGAGUCUGCUUCUUCGGUCAUGCACCAUAAUUCGAGCACAGGCUAUCCUGGUGGACCUGGCAUGAAUGCUAUUUCCGUACCCCAUGCCCGUGGCUAUACCCCCCGUGUUGACAAUCAUAUGGGCAUGAAACCGCGGUCGAACUUGAGGGCCGAUACCAAUCCCAUCGCUUGGAUGCGUGGAGUUAAGAUCUCCGGUUGGGAUAUUGAGACUCUCGGUGAUGAGAUUAGUCACGUGGGCGAGAAGUUCACGAAAGUUGCCUUCGAAUCGGUUGAUGUACGGCAAAGGAAAAUCUCUAUCUCUCUGAAUGGUCCUUGGGGUGCGGAAGGCGAUUCACUUUUCUUGAAAGUGGAUAUCAAGUUUCCUGUUAGCUACCCGAAGUCUGCUAUUCCGACGUUCUCCUGCCAAAAGACCACUGCCGUUACCGAUGUUCUGUCCGGCAAACUCACUGCCGAACUUCGAACGAUCGCUGAAACAUACAUGUCCCGGAAGCGGGGAUGUUUGGAGGGUGCCGUUCGAUACCUUCUUGGGGAGAGCACUCUGGAAGAGAGUAUCGCUUGGAUCCUGGGCGAAACCGGUGAAAAUGUCAAGUCACCGGUUAACGGCGAGUUAGAAGGCGAGUCAAGUGACGAAGACGAAGUUGGAAUGACACAAAGUCAAGAGCUGGGGAUGAGCUCCGAGCUGCUUCGUCCCGUGAACGCCAAUGUAAUGGUACCAGUUGCCAAAGCAUGUGGUGCACUUUGGGCGAAUGACGGCCGCUUGAUUUGCUUCUUCCCACCGAAGAAAGAUAAGUCAACAGAGCUGUUCGACAAUAUUGGUUUCAAAGAGAUGAGCAGAUUAUCGAGAACAGACAAGGUCUUUGAAGGCUUCGGGCGCCUGCAGACAAGCUCCCCGGGACCUCGCACAAAUGGGACGAUCGCAAGUACAGAUGAUGGGGCAUCGGAUUAUUCUGACGAUUCAUACUCGGACGCUUCUAGCUCGUCAGGUUCAUCGUCUGACAUGAUCUCCGGUUUACCCACGACGCGAUUCCAACCACCACAAACAUGGCGCAGUUCUGGCAGCAUCGGCAUUUAUCGACCACGAUCUACGGAUCAUUCCCAAAGAUCAAUCGGAGGGGCUGCGACCGCGAAAUCAUCCGAUGUAGCCAGGAAUGUGAUCUCUAUCCAUGACCUCAGUGAUAUGCUCCCGGUCAAACGACAGCUUGCCAGCAAAUAUCGCAUCUGCGGCAAAGGGACGGAUGUCUGCUCUCACAAUGCUGCCGUAGCCCUGGACGCAGGGUGCUACGAGUUGGCCCAAAUUUGGGGUCUGAUCAAGUUGAUCUUACACGUUCGGCGAAAGCCUGGCUCGCCUCUCGACUUAAGAACAGGAUUGAGGCGUGCUUUGCGCGGAAAUGAUACGAAUGCAAAUAAUUUGCUAGAAAGCAGCAAACUUUACAGAGACCUAGCCGGUAGCGUUAUUCGGUGGGGAGACCAUCCCAUGGGGAGUCACUGGCUUGUUCCAGCUCUUUUCGACCACUUCGAGCGAAUCGGCGACGUACAGAUGGUUGCGAUGCUUUCCUGUGUGCUUUUAGAGGCCAACCACGAGGGAAAGCCUCAGAAGACACUAGAACCUCAGCCGGGACAGCCAGCACCUCCUCUCGAAUUCUCGUCAGUUGCGUCUACGGUACAAAACAAGUCACAAUUGACCACGCCCGCUUCGUCAGUCCCAAGGGAGCCGCAGUCCAUCCCGCCUCGUACAUCUGCCCGCUCAUCGAGCGAAAUCUGGCGUCUCGACUCGACGCCUCCUUACUCGACGGGAACCACCCCUCCCAUUGUUUCUCGGCCGCGUGGAAUCGCUGCCGAUCGAAAGACUGCAGCCAGUCACAAUGUCUCGAUCGCUGCCUCGCCCGAGCAAUCUCAAGUGCGCAGUGGUUCUGGUUUUGGGUCGGUAUUAGCAUCUUCGCUCUCCCGGUCGUUCACAUUUGGACCGUCUUCAGCAUCACCGCCACCUCAUACCUUGAACAAGAAGAAGCCCAAUUUAGAGCAGCUGGGUCGCUCUUCAGGUCUGUCCAGCGACAAAAGCACCCCUGUACCCGAUGCCUACACGCCGGGCACCGAGAAGACCCAAUCAGAUACCGAAAGUGACCGCCUACCGCAGCCCGCCAAACCGCCAGCACGAUUCAAAGUAACAUUUAAGAACAAAAGUGCCUUCAAUGGCGACGAUGAUUCCGCGCCGGAUUCCCUGCUCGACCGUAGCAAAGAAUGGCUAUACAGAUCCUACCGAGGCGCCUACGCGGACCUUUUAUCGAUAUGGGAUCUCCCAGUCCAACAAAGCGAAGUCCUCAAGAUCGGAGCGGUCUCCGACGACGCGGAGACCAUGCAAACAAGCCAGUACUGGGGCAGCCACAGUUCGAAAAUGACGUCUUUCCAAGAACCGAUAACGGGCGGCCCAAAUACGUCAGGCUUCGAGGGCCUCGAUUUCCAACGUCACUGCGCCAAUUGUGGCCACGCUUUACAAAUAUCCAUAUUCGCACCAGGCCCAGUCGUUCCCGACACUCCGUCCAAACGCACUCGCAACAAACCAUCCCAGCGAUGUCCGAACUGCAAGCCGCGCCAACCUCUCCCUACAAAGUUGCCCUGUGUGAUCUGUGCCGAAGCAGUGGAAGGCAUGUUGAUUCCUUGCCUGAGCUGCGGGCAUGUCAGUUGCUUCGAGUGUCACAACCGGUGGUUCCUUCACAGCGACAAUAGCAGCCACCCCGACCACCAUGACCAUUCCCAUUCGCGCAAAGCCCGCGACUCUGACACAUCGUCGACUAAUCCAUCUCUCCCUCCGUCCUGUCCCACGGGCUGCGGCUGCUUCUGCUCCGAACACAUCGUAGCCCAAGUCCCCAUGCCACCCUGGCAACCACCCGUUUCCGCAUCAGCAGGUGUCUCACCACGCGCCAAAGAAACACACGCGGGACCACACCGCACAGCCUCGCACGAGAAACAGUCGCGUCACCGCCGCCGCCAGUCCGAACCCGGGGCCGCGGGCCCGGAGUCGAGCGGGACUACGACGCCUACAACGGCGAAGGGAGGCGUCGGUCAGAAUCAUGAUGAUUUGGAUGUUUGGCAGACUGCUUCGCCUUUUGCGUCGCUUGCUCGGGGGAUGGGUGGGGGUCUUAGCCAGGGUCUUGGUAGACAUAAGGAUGAUCGGAAGAAGAAUCGGUCUGUUGCUAUUGCUCUGCCAAAGGGGAAGUGGAAGUAA